GAUCGCGGUGCUGAAAUCACGGCGCACAACAACAACAAUGUAACGGCGAUGAAAGACACAAGAGUAGAUUUACAUCAUGGACGAUGACCUGUUCCAGCUUAGACAGCUGCCUGUUGUGAAGUUUCGGCGUACAGGUGAUAGCACAUAUUCAGAGUAUGAGUGUGGAACAAGGGAUCAGAUGGUGCAGGUCGAAGGUGGAACCAUUGAUGCAGGAUCUAUGGCUCUGUCUGAUGGAGCUCCAGUACCGCAAGAGUUUGCCAACCCCACUGACGAUACCUUCAUGGUGGAAGAUGCUGUGGAAGCCAUUGGCUUUGGUCCAUUUCAGUGGAAGCUUUCUGUCCUCACAGGCCUUUCCUGGAUGGCAGAUGCUAUGGAGAUGAUGAUCCUCAGUAUCUUGGCCCCUCAGCUGCACUGUGAGUGGAGGCUCCCCAACUGGGAGGUAGCACUGCUCACUUCGGUGGUGUUUAUUGGCAUGAUGAUCAGCUCUUCAUUAUGGGGAAACAUAUCUGAUAAAUACGGGCGAAAAACAGGUCUGAAGAUGAGUGUUCUGUGGACUCUGUUCUAUGGCAUCCUCAGUGCAUUCGCCCCUAUUUAUGGCUGGAUUUUGUUCGUCCGAGCUCUGGUCGGUUUCGGUAUUGGAGGAGCUCCUCAGUCAGUGACACUGUAUGCGGAGUUUCUGCCCAUGCGCUCCCGAGCUACAUGCAUUCUGCUCAUUGAGGUGUUCUGGGCCCUGGGCACAGUGUUUGAGGUGCUGCUGGCGAUCUUGGUCAUGCCGACGUUGGGCUGGCGCUGGCUACUCGCUCUGUCCACAAUCCCACUCUUCAUCUUCGCCAUCCUCUGCUUUUGGCUGCCCGAGAGUGCCCGCUAUGAUGUUCUGUCUGGAAACCAAGAGAAAGCUCUGAACACACUCAAACGCAUCGCUACAGAGAAUAACGUCCCCAUGCCACUGGGCAAACUCAUAGUGGCACGCCAGGAAGACAGAGGGAAGAUUAAGGAUCUAUUUUUGCCUCAUUUCCGCUGGACUACAGUUCUCCUCUGGUUCAUAUGGUUCUCUAAUGCGUUCUCCUACUAUGGCCUUGUACUACUGACCACAGAGCUUUUCCAGGAGGGCGGCGCCUGUGGACAGACUAACGGCAGUAAAACAGAGCUGAGGUGUAAUCUGGAGUGCAAGUACUUGAACUCCGAUGAUUACAAAGACCUGUUGUGGACAACGCUUUCAGAAUUCCCAGGUCUUCUGGUGACAUUGUGGGCGAUCGAUAGGCUGGGUAGGAGGAAGACCAUGGCACUGUGCUUCCUCGUCUUCUCACUCUGCAUCGUGCCGCUCUAUGCCUGCGUGGGCAGGACGUCUUUAACAGUGCUGAUCUUUAUUGCGAGGGCAUUUAUUGCUGGAGGUUUCCAGGCAGCCUACGUUUACACACCUGAGGUGUAUCCGACAGCGACGCGGGCUCUAGGUCUGGGCAUGAGCAGUGGCAUGGCCCGUGUUGGGGCUCUCAUCACACCCUUUGUGGCUCAGGUGAUGCUGGAGUGGUCAGUGUAUCUGACUCUGUCGGUAUACUGCUGCUGCUGCCUGCUGGCCGCCGUGGCAUCGUGUGCUUUACCCAUAGAGACAACGGGCCGAGGCCUCCAGGAGUCCAGCCACAGAGAGUGGGGCCAAGAGAUGAAGGGCCGAGACUCCAUCCCUCGCUCUAACUCCUCAUCCACCUCCCAGCAAUGAGAGAGGAGGAGAGAGGGUAGGACAGGAUAAAGAGGGAAAAGUGAGAUAAUGUUGGUGUGGGAAAAUAAGGACAGAUGAAGAAAAUGGGGGAAUAGACAGAGGAGUCAGUACAAAGAUUGAGGGAAGGAAAUAAUGAAGGGAAAAGUUAAAAAAGUAAUGCGGAAGAAAGAGACUGACAGAGGAGGGAGAAAGAGAAGUUUAUUUGUAUAAUGUAUGAAGAAAAUGGGAGUCAAGCACCAAAGCCUGAAUUAUGAAUCACAUGAUUCAUGUAGUCACAUGAGACUACUUGAUUCAGCAAGUCAAAUGCUUGGUGGACUUGCAAAGAAGACAGUCUGUAUUCUCUCAUAUACUGGAACAGUGUGUAUCCCAUCUGCUGAAAGCAGACAUGCACAUCAGGAGCUGCUUGAUGACUGUAAUCACACUAAUUCACCUGUGUUAAAUAUUAUCUCCGACAAAAGCUUGAUAAUGGUCAAUGGAUGAUGUUCACCAUUCACUGGAUGCUUCACGCAGAUAUUAAUCAUUAGUACUGCUGAUAAGGAAAUGGUGGCCAGUAUGAGCCUCACUUUUGCACGAUGCAAAUGAGGUUGUGCGAACAGAUCUCUGCUACUUUGCUUUUGUUGUUGACUGACUCAGCCUUUUUAUUUUUUUAAGAGUAAAAUAUCUCAAACAAAAGAAUAAAACAAAAAUGAGACGUAGACAAUUUUACACUCAUCCCAAACGUUGCCUAUUAGUUAAGACAUGUUUGGUGUCUGUAGAUUGCUUCUUUCGUUACGAUGUUAACGUAGCUAAGAAGUAAUAGAAACUUCUAGAAUAUAGCACUGUGCAAACUGCUCGACGUCCGACACCAGACAACCCCAUGACUAUUCAAAAACGUUCUUACUUAGCUGUCUUUUUUUUUUAUAUAGUUAAAGCAAAAGUUGAUUCAGGAUGUUGCUAUUUUUAAAAAUAUUUUAUUAGUCUAGUUAAAUGCUGAUUAAAAAAAAUCUAAGAACACAUUAAACGGCUUUAAUGACUUUUAGGCUAUGCUGUUCUCCAAGAAAAUAAAUAAAUCCGUGCAAUAAUGUGCCAAACAAUAAAUAUGUGUUAAGGAUGAACCAAUUCUUAAAAUUCACUCGUGUAGAUGACUUGGCAGUGCAGCUGAAAUCGUUGAUUCUGAAACUGAGUGUGUGCAACGUGGAAGCUCGUGUCCAUCAAUGGAGCCCUAUUUAUAGCUCGAUGUCCGGCCUGCUUUGGAUGUUAUGUCAACAGCAGUUUCAGGGAUAUUUUCCGAAGUUGAUAAUGACUUAGGAGUUGAAACUUCAUGUUCAACUUCAGCCUCAGUAGCCUGAAUAUGCUCUUUUGCACAGUGCUGGUCAUCACGAUGGAAUGCACCAUGACACAGUGCACGGGUUUUACUUCAAAAUUUACUUGGCAGUAGUAACUCCAAGACCUGCUGGGAUUGCUCACAACUCCUUUGGGCAGGAUGGAAAAAAAAACACCAAAAAAAAAAAAAAAAACAUCGAACCUCCACCCUUGAACAACAAAAAAAAUCUGAUAUGAAACUGACAAUACUCCAUUAAAGCAAUAGAAAUCUAUUUUAAAGUCUCAGUGUAGUCUCACACAUUGUGCAGUUGACUGUAGAAUUGGAAGCUUCGUCUAAACAGAAAUAUUUUCUUUAGUGCCUGCAUCUGACAUUUUUUUCCACCACCCCAACUAAUCAGCAGCUCCCCCACAGCAGAGUUAACUAGAUAUUAGUAGUGUAAGCAAGCCCAAGUCUGACACUGUAUGACACACUAUGAUCUUAUCCUGAAUUCUUCUGUUUUUGUGUAUAUCUCAUACCAUAUAGUUUUGGAACUUCAAACGAAAUACAACAUAAAACAAAGGCAACCUAAGUAA
Ictalurus furcatus (blue catfish) is the source of this 3589-nucleotide messenger RNA. It is a transcript of the gene svopa, whose product is annotated as SV2 related protein a. Bases 77 to 1714 code for a protein of 545 amino acids. Gene Ontology annotation, cellular component: membrane. Gene Ontology annotation, molecular function: transmembrane transporter activity. The transcript has 16 exons. Lineage: Eukaryota; Metazoa; Chordata; Actinopteri; Siluriformes; Ictaluridae. The record is from RefSeq and is a predicted model, not a curated record. Gene Ontology annotation, biological process: transmembrane transport.